Messenger RNA from Naegleria lovaniensis, 3159 nucleotides. RefSeq lists its product as uncharacterized. The coding region runs from base 1 to 3159 and encodes 1052 amino acids. Lineage: Eukaryota; Heterolobosea; Eutetramitea; Acrasida; Naegleriidae. The transcript has a single exon. Gene Ontology annotation, molecular function: mannose-ethanolamine phosphotransferase activity. Gene Ontology annotation, biological process: GPI anchor biosynthetic process. The record is from RefSeq and is a predicted model, not a curated record. Gene Ontology annotation, cellular component: endoplasmic reticulum membrane.
AUGACUCCAAGUUCCUCUUCCCACGACGAAAAGAUUGAUCACGAUCAUGGACGAUACUCUUCUGUGGCAUCCGAUCCAUCCUCAACUGAAGCUUCUUCUCGGAAUAAUAAUAAUAACAACAUGACAGAUGAACAUGAUCUCUCUUUAUCAUCCAGUAACUAUUCAAUCGUACGAUCAAAGCCAUCAUUAUCUGGCUCUGAACAUAAAUCAUCACCAUCAACCCCAGUGAAUUUCGAUAAAAGCAAAUAUAUUUUAGUCAUUGUCGUGGGCAUAUUAUUUCAUCUUGCUUACAUGAUGAGCAUCUUUGAUAUUUAUUUUAAAUCACCGAUUGUACAUGGAAUGGAUCAGAAUAGCUUUGAUAGAUAUUUGAAUGAUAGCAAUAUUAAUUUAUCGACGGUAACAUCUUCCCAAGGAGGGUCCAGUUUGUUUGCAAAACGAUUGGUCUUUAUUGUCGGAGAUGGAUUACGAGCAGAUAAGUUGUUUGAAAUAGUCCGAGACAAGGAUAAAAUGGUUGGAGAUGACAGACAUCAAUUUGUUAUUCAGAAAAAGAAAAAGUUAGGCCCUUCUCCCUAUAAUAUUUAUGAAGGUGCCAUUGAUUCGCAGAUCACCUCUGCACUUUCAGAUCUUGAAACAUCGGCUCCUUUUAUUCGUUCAAAGAUGGAAACUGUAGCAAGUUUUGGCAUUUCUCAUACAAGAGUUCCCACUGAAUCAAGACCUUGCCACGUGGCAAUGAUUGCAGGAUUUUAUGAGGACGUGAGUGCUGUGACUACAGGAUGGAAGGAAAAUCCCAUAGAAUUCGACAGUGUUUUUAAUCAAACAAAUUAUGUGCUGCAAAUUGGCUCACCAGAUGUUGUGCAUCUGUUCAAAGGAAGUCAUAUUGACACCUAUAACUAUCCUCCAGAAAUGGAAGACUUUGCCAUGCAUGACAAGACCACUUUGGACAGAUGGGUUUUUGACAAGUUCGAGCAAUUAAUAUCCCACAAUGAAACAGUUCAAAACAAGCUCAAUCAAGACAAAGUAAUUAUAUUUUUGCAUUUAUUGGGCAUUGAUACGAGUGGACACGCAUACAAGAUGGGAAAAGGUUACUAUGACAGCAUUCGAUACGUGGACGAGGGUGUUGAAAGAGUGCACAAUUUGAUUUCAAACUUUUUCGGAGACAAUGAAACGGCCUUCAUAUUCACAGCUGAUCAUGGGAUGUCAUCAAAGGGUUCUCAUGGUGAUGGAAACCCUGAAUGUACAAGAACUCCUUUAGUCUGUUGGGGAAAAGGAAUUCGUCCCUUUUAUGAAGGCAAAGGCCAUAUCAUUUCUGAUGGCUCGUUUCCAUCCAUUGCUGCAGAAGAAAAAUAUGUGAAACAAGCUUGGAUGAUUAAUCCCAAGUAUAGAAAAGAUAUUAAGCAAGCAGACAUGGCUACUCUCAUGAGCGCUUUGUUGGGCAUUCCAUUUCCAAUGAACAAUGUUGGAAUAUUGCCUCUCUCCUAUCUCAAUGGAAAUGAAAUGUUUAGAAGUAUUAAUUUGCACGUCAAUGCUAAACAAAUAUCAGAACAAUUUUUGAAGAAGCAAGAUGUCAAAAAAGAAAAAACCCUUCUUUUCUUUCGCCAUUAUAUGAAACGACAAGAUUUGGAAUUGAAAUCUCGAGAAAUUACCUCGCUGAUUAUGAGUGGAGAUUUUGAGAAAGCGCAAGAGGAAAUUUACCAAUUGAUUAAUAUGGGAAUUAGAGGCCUUAACUAUUUUAUGACCUAUGAUUGGCCUCAGCUCAUGUCAACAGUUAUCUUGGGAUACAUUGGAUGGAUGUUCUACUUACUUGUAUUUUGCUUGCGUCAUUAUACCAAGCUGGGCCAUGAAAUUAAGAGUGACAAGAAUGUUUUCACUGUUUCCUGUGCUUCCGUUGCUCUAUUUGUGGUCUUGAGCGCGCUUUUAUUUGUUCAGCAUGAUCCACUUCACUACCACAUGUAUAUAAUUUUCCCAAUUUACUUCUUUGCAUACAUAUUCAAUCAUACGAAAUUGAUUUAUGCUUUCCUCACUCAACAUUUUUCAAUUCAUACAGAUGGACAAUCCUUAUUGGUGAUCAUUGCAGUUCUCGAAGUCAUGGUGUGUGGAUAUUAUUCCAGAGAUAUUUUCUCAGUUUGCUUUAUUGUUCUUGGAGUUUUACCAACCAUUCUCGAAAUGAAUUUCACAUACAGGUUUGGUUGGCUUACUACAUGUAUCAUUAUGAGCUUAUUUACUUUAUUGCCUCCUGACUACGGCAAUGAUAUUACAUUGGUGAUAUGUGGAGCAAUAGUGUUCUGUGUUUGUCAAAUCACAUGGAGAUUUAUCAAGCCUCCUAAAGAAACUCAGAGCCUUUUUCAACAAACAUUGUUCUACGGCCAGCUUGUAUUAAUUCUUCUCGCAUGUGGUGUCACAGUUAGCACAGAUCUUUCCCUGUCAAAGAAGCAAGGGUUGCCACUCCUGAAUCAACUGGCUGCAUGGAUUUUAUCAAUUGUGUCAUUACUUCUUCCAUUUCUAUCUUCAAACUUUUACCAAGUUAGAGCUCAAAGCAUUCUUUCUUCAUUUGCCACUCCACUUGUAUUGUUGAGCGUGAAUUAUGAAGUGUUAUUCUACGCAGGAGUGUUAGUAACCUUUUUAUUUUGGAUGAGACAAGAAAAGCAGAAGAGAAAAAAAGAUCCAUCCUUCAAUCCUGGAUGGCUUUCAAAAACAGAGUUCAGUACGGCCAUAUUUUUCAUUUUCCUCUUUAAUGUUGGAUUUUUUGGAACUGGAAAUCUUGCUACAAUUGCUAGCUUUGAAUUAAGUUCAGUCUACCGAUUUAUUUCAAUAUUCAGUCCGUUCACAAUGGCUGCAAUUUUGAUUUUCAAACUUGCCAUUCCACUACUUGCUGUCACUGUAAUUUUUGUAAUCAUUCUACGAGUUUCAAGAACACCUCACUUUGCUGCUCUCCUUGUGGUAUUAGCUCUCAGCGAUAUCAUGACUAUUAACUUCUUUUUCCUUGUUUCAGACAUCGGAAGUUGGCUUGAAAUUGGAAAUAGCAUUAGUCGAUUUGCCAUUGGAAAUGCCAUGAUCAUUAUUCUACUUUUACUCUUCUCAUUUGCUCAAAUCUAUGUCAGAAAUGUACACAAUCAACCUGGUGGUGUAAGCAAUAGUGACCUCAAGUCAAAAACAGACUGA